AUGUCGCCUAUGAAGAAAGUAUUACGGCAAACUUCAACUAAGACUUCGAGUGACGCACCCUUACAAUUCCCACAGCUCACAGCUGCACAGAUCGGAAUCACAAGUAGCGUCGGUGUCUUUGACUCUUUACUCCUGCGCCGCCCGCACGUAGGAUCCUCAGUCGCCUGCUGGUUGUCAAUGAGUAAUAGUGAAGUGUUAGCUAGCGAAAGUGACGAAAAUGAGCCAUCGUCGUCAGCCAUCGUCGACGUGUACGGUGCACCGAUAGGGCCAUCGGGAGACGGGCAACUCGGAGACGCGAUGGUGAAAGUCAUCAUGGUCCUUUACAGAUCAGUCUUCAAACUAAGGAACCUUCUAGAAGCGAUGCUAUAUUCCACUACACUCAAAGACGGUUACGACAACCGUCUGCGAAAAAAGCCGAUCGUGGACUAA
Messenger RNA from Leptosia nina, 429 nucleotides. NCBI's taxonomy places the organism in Eukaryota, Metazoa, Arthropoda, Insecta, Lepidoptera, Pieridae. The record is from the annotation of a GenBank genome assembly.